ACGGUGCAGAACUUUGGCUAAUGAACAAUAAUGCAAAAGAUACAAAUUGACAUCCACCAAUGAGAAAGCGGAUAUAGGUAUUCAAGGAUAAGGAUAUUGGGCCUUUCGAGUCCUUUAUGGUUAGUGCAAGGCUCAUAAAACUCAAGCCUCGAUCGACUCUUCUUUUUGUGUAGAAAGUGCAUUUCAAGAGUUGUAUUCUACUUCUACAAUGGCUGCUUCUACAAUGGCUCUUUCUUCCUCUACAUUUACCGGAAAACCAGUAAAACUCUCACCAUCUUCCUCUGAAAUCACAGGAAAUGGAAAAUUCACCAUGAGAAAGACUGCCACCAAGGCCAAGCCUGUCUCUUCUGGCAGUCCAUGGUAUGGUCCUGACCGUGUCAAGUAUUUGGGCCCGUUCUCUGGUGAAUCCCCAAGCUACUUGACUGGUGAGUUUCCUGGUGACUACGGUUGGGACACUGCUGGGCUUUCAGCUGAUCCAGAAACUUUUGCCAAGAACCGUGAGUUGGAGGUGAUCCACUAUAGAUGGGCCAUGCUUGGAGCUCUUGGUUGUGUAUUCCCCGAGUUCUUGGCUCGUAACGGUGUAAAGUUCGGUGAGGCUGUCUGGUUCAAAGCUGGAUCCCAAAUUUUCAGUGAGGGUGGACUUGAUUACUUGGGCAACCCAAGUUUGGUCCAUGCACAAAGCAUUUUGGCCAUUUGGGCUUGCCAAGUUGUGUUAAUGGGAGCCGUUGAGGGUUACCGUAUUGCUGGUGGGCCACUCGGUGAGGUUGUUGACCCACUUUACCCUGGGGGUAGCUUCGAUCCAUUGGGCCUUGCUGAUAACCCUGAGGCUUUUGCUGAACUCAAAGUGAAAGAGAUUAAGAACGGUAGACUUGCUAUGUUCUCAAUGUUUGGAUUCUUUGUUCAGGCUAUUGUCACCGGAAAAGGUCCAUUGGAAAAUCUUCCAGAUCACCUUGCUGACCCAGUUAACAAUAACGCAUGGGCUUAUAACAUCAAAAUUGCUGAAGCAGGGAUUUAUACCCGCGUCCUUGUUGUAUGAUGAACACACCUUUACCAUCAAGCUACCACAACCAAUUGCUGAAAAAUGUUAAAAGUCAACCUAUUAGUUAAACUUCAUAUUUUAAGAAAUUAAAGUUAUUAGUUUAGAACUUA
Molecule: messenger RNA, 1149 nt
Organism: Capsicum annuum
Lineage: Eukaryota; Viridiplantae; Streptophyta; Magnoliopsida; Solanales; Solanaceae
Product: chlorophyll a-b binding protein 3C, chloroplastic
Exons: 1
Coding region: 209-1036 (275 amino acids)
Biological process (GO): photosynthesis, light harvesting in photosystem I; response to light stimulus
Cellular component (GO): plastoglobule; chloroplast thylakoid membrane; chloroplast envelope
Source: RefSeq, a predicted model, not a curated record